GGAGUGAGUAAUCAUCCAAAAAUCGAUUUGAAGCGAGCAGUGGUCUGUGAAUUCGAGCUGUGAGAGUGCUGAGACUGUUUGGUUGAUAUCUCGAGUUUUACCAAUCCAAUUAAGGCGUGUGAGAUACCAAAAGAAAGCUCUCAAGACGAGGAAUCCGUGAAGGUCUGGUUUGCAUCAAUCGGAGUAGAGGAAGGCUUCCAAAUCGUCAGCGAAAAACACAACCUCGCAGAAACGGAUUUACUCUUCUAAAGAAUCGAGUUAGCCGGAAAACACCCGUUCUAGGGGCUGUUUUCGUAUCAACGAUUAGGGGUUGAAAUAGAAACUUGAGGAAGCUGUUUAACACCCAUUUUCAAGCAAGGAACCAGUUCUCAAUCUUCCUUGGCCGAGGCUUUGGUCAUUGGAUCGAGAAGGAAGGUUUUAAAGCUCAUUUGAGGUUGAGGCUAGAGCUUGCUUCCUGUGCUCGUUGCUCGAGAGAUCAUAUAGGAGGGAAGACUUGGUUCGUGCUUCCUCCAUUCUGUUUUUAAACCUUUCUAAACAUGCUCAUGGAUAUUUUACUAUGGAGCCUGCGUGCUCAUGAAAUGCCUUGUGUGGCCCUUUUGUUUUAAACAAUGUUUCCGCUGCGUUAUGAAUUACUUAUUAUGUUUGUUUAUGGAUGUAUAUGUGUGAAUGAUAUUCAAGACGCCUUGUAUAAUAUGAAUGUGUUGGACUGCGGUUGACUAUUCGUAUUGUACGGCGGGUUGUUGACGUGUCCGGAUAGGUCCGGGGCGUGACACAUAGAGGGUGAUGGCCUGGAGAUUUAUAAUUGGCACAUCAAACCCGGCCAAGAACUGUAUUUCCCCUUCCCUUCCGAAAACCUCCCUCUUGACAUCAUCGAUCACCAAAUCGGUGAUGGACGUCAUUAUUGCUUGCCCGGGGGAAUCCCACCUCAGUAUGAACCCCAAAACAAUGAACCAGGAAACCCUGAAGACAACCCCGCAAACGAACAUAUUGCCAUUGAACCACCACUCAUCCCUGAACAACCACAACCACAACCUCAUGCUCAUCAAUAUUCACCAUUUGAGCAAGAAAUGCUAAACAGCAUGAAUACUCUCAACCUUAACUACACUCAACUCCGGAAUGAGUUCGGGUUAUUUAGAAAUGAGCAGCAGCAGAGUUUUCAAAGAAUUGAAGAACAAAGGCGGGAGGAUUGGCAUAGGCAUGAAGAGGACCAACGGAGAACCUUUGGUCCAAUAUACUCUUAUGUGGCACACCAGGGGUCUUUUGCGACUAUGAGCAACCCCCCUCCCGCACCCUCAUGGUAUAACCCCACUGAAUGGGGUUAUUUCGGCGGUUCAAGCUCUAGUGGAGGGGGCGGAGAUGACGGGCACCAAGAUGAUCACAUGGAUGAAGAUGCUCACCUCACCGGUUACCACGGCUAUAGAGGGUCCUAUGAUGGAGGAGAUACGGGCGGGCACUAGGGACAGUGCCUAAUCCUAAGUGUGGGGGUAUUGAGAACUAUUCCGGUAUGCACCCAUUUCAUGCUCUUCAUUAUUUUCAAUAAAAAAAAAUUGAAAAAAAAAAAAAAUAAAAAAUAAAAAAAAUAAAUUAAGCUUGUUAUGUUGAAAACCCAAAAGGGCAACUUAAGCAAAAUAAGAGCAAAAAGAAGAGUGAGUUGGUGAGAACAAAAAGGAAAAUGUGGGAAGCUGGGUUGAAAACCCGAAAGGGCACCUAGACAAAAUGAGAGAAUGAGAGAAAGUAUUUCUUUUGAUUUUGCAGGAUCCUGAGGGUGAUUACUAUACAGAGUUCAUCGGAUGAGGAAGCUGAAAUUGAAGACCCACUUUUACUCUUUUGGUUUUGGAAACACUUUAUGUUAUUUGUUUUGAACGCUUAUGGUUUUUUGUGUUGCUACUCUUGCCAUUAAAGGACUUCUAGAACAGAACUCAUUUUACUCGAGACGAGUAAAAGUGCAAGUGUG
Cuscuta epithymum is the source of this 1954-nucleotide messenger RNA. The record is from the annotation of a GenBank genome assembly. Lineage: Eukaryota; Viridiplantae; Streptophyta; Magnoliopsida; Solanales; Convolvulaceae.